Rhipicephalus microplus (southern cattle tick) is the source of this 822-nucleotide messenger RNA. Its product is annotated as transmembrane protein 45B. NCBI's taxonomy places the organism in Eukaryota, Metazoa, Arthropoda, Arachnida, Ixodida, Ixodidae. The record is from RefSeq and is a predicted model, not a curated record.
AUGGGGACCUUCAUAGGCCACGCACUGACUGGAAGCUUUCUCUUCUUUUUCGGAACAUGGUGGACCUUCGCAGCGUGGCGCAAUUACGUUCGCAGCCGGGAGACUAAGCGACGCUACCAAUGCCGUUGCUCCUACGCUGUGCCCGGUCUGCCUCCGAAAUUUAGCACCGAAGGUAUCGUGAAGAUUACUAGCUGUUGCAUAUGCAUUGCCAUGGAGUCUUCCGUCACUUCCAGACGCAACAGCCUCGCAUACACGGAAAGCGUACUGCAACAGACCAUGUACGCGUUCUUCCUGCUCAAUGGCGUCGUGGACGUCUUGUACAACGCCGGAUUACCACUCCCACCGAACACGGACUACGUGGUGCUGCUGAUCGCCACCGCCUCCGAAGGCCUGCUGUUUCACUUCUACCUGCAAGGCAAGCCGCUACUCGACGUCAUGAUUCACACGCUCUUAGUGUACACCAUCGCUGCUCUGGUUGCCUGUCUUAUUGCCGAGAUGUGUCGACCCCGAAGCAUUCUGGCGUCCUUAGGUCGAGCUUACUUCUGCCUUCUGCAAGCCACAUGGCUAUGGCAGAUUGCCUUUAUCCUUUACAAUCCGCGGCCUGGAUACAAACCCUGGGACGUGCAGAGCCACGUAGACUCGAUGAUGGCCGCAAGCGUAUUUGCUUGGCAUAUGAUGGCAGUGCUGGUUUACCUUGGCACCUUGGGAGCUGUGGCAUGGGCGGUGAACGAAAUGUGUGGCUCGUUCUGCGAAGACCUUGCCAUCGCGGAUGCGGAGCGGGUCGGCAACUACUGUGAAGCGUUCAUAACGCGCGACAUGUGA